Molecule: messenger RNA, 525 nt
Organism: Trichoplax adhaerens
Lineage: Eukaryota; Metazoa; Placozoa; Uniplacotomia; Trichoplacea; Trichoplacidae
Exons: 5
Biological process (GO): ubiquinone biosynthetic process
Cellular component (GO): mitochondrial inner membrane
Molecular function (GO): lipid binding
Source: RefSeq, a predicted model, not a curated record
CAAAAAAUUGUAGACUCUUCAUUACCAUUUGUAAGUCAGUACGGAUGGUCAUCUCAGGCUAUAGCUGAAGGUGCAAAAGUGGUUGGACUAUCUUCAGCAGCACAAGGUUUGCUACCUCGUGGUGGUAGCGAUCUUGUCUUACAUUUCAUCGAAAAGUGUAAUGGAGAGCUGGUCGAGUACAUGAAAAAUGCUAAAAACAAUGCUAAUGAGUUAAAAACAGGAACAGUGUUUAUUCGAGAUGCAGUGGAAUAUAGGCUUCGGAUGAUUAUCCCUUAUAUGAAAAAAUGGCCUCAGGCUAUGGGGUUAAUGCUAAUGCCAGAAAAUGCGCCUGAUGCUUUAUGUAGUGGUGCUGUCAUGGUCGAUGAUAUAUGGUAUUAUGCUGGUGAUAGGUCCGCUGAUUUCAAUUGGUAUACUAAAAGGGCAAUUUUAGGCAAGAUCUAUUACGCAACUGAGGUAUACAUGAUACGAGAUAAGUCUGAAGAUUAUGCGAAAACAUGGCAAUUUCUCGAUAGCAGAUUUCAUGAU